Messenger RNA from Cylicocyclus nassatus, 690 nucleotides. NCBI's taxonomy places the organism in Eukaryota, Metazoa, Nematoda, Chromadorea, Rhabditida, Strongylidae. The record is from the annotation of a GenBank genome assembly.
GUUUGGCUUGUCCCAUCUUUCCUUGAUUUAAUUUUGUCUUUGACUUGUUCUCUGUAUGAAUCAUCUGUUUCGAAUACAUUUUUGGUCUGGACUUUCACCUUUUGAAAGAUGAUGUUUCCAGUUUACAAUCAAGGAAAUCGGGUUCGUAAAAAAUUUGAAGUCGGUUUGACAAGAUGAAGUCAGGAUGGAGUGGAAGUUUGACUCGCUUGAGGCCUUGGCGUGCUGGCGAACUGGCUGUGAUUCUGACUAAAAUGAAGGGUUUUCAACGUUUAGUUUGUGCCAACCUCUUCAGACGUCAUACUUGCACCGAGGUCACAAAAGAUGGGCGAAUAACAACCUCUACUUUAGUGCAGAGGUGGUGGACGCAGUUACAAGUGAUGCUUAUGCGCCAGUGGCUAUCGACACGACAUGGGGAGAUUCGUUUUCAUUUCCUCUGCACACAGAUGGCGAGCCAUACUGGAAUCCAGGACAAGCAAUAUAAAGUGAGCUUAGAAAACGUAAGCCCGCUAGAAGUUGUUCUCAUGGACAGGAGCGAUGGCGGUUUCCAGUUAGAACUUGACUAGAUCGCAGUAUACAAUGAUCUAUCGCAUUUAGAAAAAAAAUUCGCCUAUGAAGCAUAUGCGCUUCCUCUGUGGAAUACACACGAGUUUUAGAUGAUUCGAUAUACAUAUUUACAGACAUAAAUACUUA